Messenger RNA from Arachis ipaensis, 874 nucleotides. The record is from RefSeq and is a predicted model, not a curated record. NCBI's taxonomy places the organism in Eukaryota, Viridiplantae, Streptophyta, Magnoliopsida, Fabales, Fabaceae.
AUGGCUAGUAAUGCUAGAGAAGACACACAAAGCAAUAAUAUUCCUACCAAUAUUGAAGUUGAAGUUCAGAGUAACGCUAAUCCAACUUCAGAAACUCCACAACCAACGGAUAAUAAUGCCUCAAAUCCAGAAGGAUCAAAUCCUGUUGAAGGUGACAAUAAGGCUAAUGUUAAGAGUGCUUAUUGGGAGUAUUUUGAUCGUUUAAAAGUUGAAGGUGAAUGGAAGGCAAAAUGCAAAUUUUGCAAGAGUGUGCUUAGUGCAAAUCCGAAGAAUGGUACUAAGUCAUUGAGAAACCAUGUGGACCGCUACUGUAAAAGAAUAAAAGUGGUGAACUCAAGGCAAUCAUCAAUUGUUGAAUCACUAGCAAAACAAGCACAUGUGCAAAAAGUAAAUGAAGAUGGCUUUGUGUUUGAUCAUUCAAAGACAAGAAAGUGUGUCGCCGAAAUGAUUAUCCUGCAUGAGUAUCCUUUGAGUUGUGUGGACCACCAUGGACUGAGGCGAUUGGUUGCAUCAAUGCAACCAACAUUUAAAAUGCCUAGUCACAACACGGUUAGGAAAGACAUCUUGAAGAUGUUUGGGGAUGAGAAGCUGAAGCUAACUCUUCAACUAGAUGAAAAUGAUAGCAGAGUUGCAAUAACUAGCGACAUGUAGACUUCCAAUCAAGAAAAAGGUUACAUGGUUGUCACAGCUCACUAUAUCGAUAGUUCGUGGAAGUUGCAAAUGCGCCUAUUGAGCUUUUGUUAUGUUCCUUGUCCCCAUACAAGUGAAGUUCUUACUCAAACAUUGAUGAAAAUAUUGUUAGAAUGGAAUGUUGAUAGAAAAAUGUCUACUGUUAUAUUGGAUAAUUAUUCUACUAAUGAUGCUAUGAUAGAUG